Messenger RNA from Linum trigynum, 5365 nucleotides. Lineage: Eukaryota; Viridiplantae; Streptophyta; Magnoliopsida; Malpighiales; Linaceae. The record is from the annotation of a GenBank genome assembly.
UGCAAAUCAAAUGUGCCGGUUACAAUGAACGUAGAAUACAGGAGGGAUAGAAGGCCCAAGAACCCAAACAACUAGAUCUCGUGCCUUGCAGGAAAAGUCAAAAUAUUAAAAUAGCGUGCAAGUUGUGCCACAAACACGUCCUAGGUGAGUGCCAUUGUCAAGAACACACCAAUGAAACGGUUGCACUGAUGUUUUGCUGGGAACGAUGGAAAUUAACCAGCCUCACCAAAAUAUGCGUUGGAUUGUGGUUUGCUGCUGAAUGGGGUGGUUAGAUUGGAACCAACAUGUUGAGUGAGCCAUGUGUUGCAUACUGUUGCCAUUAAAUUCAUGGUAAUGAUUACGAAUUAUUGUUCUUUUUAUGCUCCAUAUAACACCCAAUUUUGCGUCAGUGUUUUGCACCCAUGUGUUUUGAGGCAAUGCUUAAUUAAUGCGAUUUGGCUUCUCUGUGGUUUGUCAGUAGAUUUGUUUUUGUAUUUCUCUGAGACAAAUCUGCCCAAGUUGCAGUUUAGUUCAAAAUAAUAGUUUAAAAAAUUUGCCACGCCAUCACUGGCGCCCUUCCUCUUUUCCACAACACCUCAGUAUAUUGCAUCUUCUCCUUCUCAAGCAAUUGAUCGGCCAGGUCUAUGAAAAAGAUCAGUUUCUUAUUCCCAACUGUUUUGUCAUUUCCAGCAAGGGUGGAUUUGCUCAUGCAUUCUCAGCUUCUCUGAUAUAUCGAGCUGAGCCCUACUACUAUAUUAAAUCAACAACUCUAUUGGUCCAGGCAGCUUGACCAUUGAUUACCUCCCUCCAAUGAAUGCACUGAGCAUUUAAGUUCUACAUCUGCAAUAAUUCUUGGUGUUGUCUAUUGCAGGCUUUGCUAUUUCAUUUGCUUCAAUUUGUUUCCACCAAGGAAACAUCCUACCAAUAAAUGCUCAUGUAGUUGCUUUUACCCUUUAUGUUUUUCACAGCAAUGCCUCCACGCAAGAGGAAACAGCAGAGUAAACCGUUGAUAUCAAACAGGCUAAGAAGUUCAGUUCCAGAGCAGAUUUUCCCACAACAAUCGCCCCCUGCCUCACUCUAUGAGUAUGAUCAACCAAGUGCUUCUAAUUGCCUGACACGCACGCCACCAAGGAAAUUCCCUGUCCCGAGUUCAAAGAGUGUACCUGCCUUUAUGAACCUUGAUCAACCACCCCGAGAUCCAUAUAUAGAUCCUUCCAUUGAACAAGUUGGGGUUGCUGGCGCAUCAAAUGGUCGUCGACAAAUUCCAACAGCAAGAAUGCCCUUGCAUGAUGAUAUUCUUAAUAUAGGCAAACCAGAAUGUGUAUGUGCAUUCUGUGGUGCCAUGUUUUGGCCUUUGGAACGCCUUGAUCGACGGAGACCUACGAAUAAUCCAGUCUAUACUUUGUGUUGUCAGAAAGGUCGUGUUUCGCUCCCACUACUACAACAACCACCUCCAUUGUUGGCUGAUUUGCUACGACUAGGUGGUAGCCCUAUGUCAAAGCAUUUCAAAGACAAUAUUCGUCCUUAUAACGGUGCUCUUUGCUUCACGUCUUUUGGUGCUUCAAUUGACCCCAGAUCGUUGUUGAGUGGAGGACCUUGUUCGAUGGUCAUAUGUGGAGAAAAUGACCACCGAAUAGGAUCAUUGCUGCCACCUGAUGGAGAAAAGCCUAAGUUUGAUCAACUCUAUGUCUUUGAGCCAGAGAAUGAGAUUGAUCAUCGCCUUUCCAACCUUGCCUCGCGGGACUCGCAACUACUUCCAGAGUUUCUCACUGCCUUGCUGCAGAUGUUGGACCAGCACAACGUGUUAGUGAAAACAUUCAGGCGUGUUCGUCAACAUCUCCAAGAUUCUAAUGCACCACAUAUGAAACUGCGCAUCUUCAGGGCCAAGAGCAUAAAUAGGCAAUACGAUUUGCCAACAAGCGCUGAUGUUGCUAUGCUUAAUCCUGGGGAUUUCAUACCUGAUAGGGAUGAUAGGGACAUCAUUGUCGACCACAUUUAUGAAGGUUUGAAGCGCAUCACAAGUUUGAACCCAAAAUUUGAUGCUCUUCAUUUCCCGUUGUUGUUCCCGUACGGCGAAGAUGGUUAUCAUCCACUCAUUAAAUAUAACCAGUCUCGCGGCCCGCAUUCUAUGCGAAGGCAAUGUGUCACACAGCGUGAGUACUACGCAUUUAGGCUCCAAUAUCGUCAGCAUGAGGGCCGUACAUUGGUCCAAGCAGGUAAGGCGCUUCAACACUAUUGUAUAUAUGCUUUCUCUUCUGUGGAACUCAAUCGGCUGGAGUUUUUGAGGUGCCACCAACCCGAGCUGCGAGCAGAAGUCUAUCAAGGUUUGCAAGAUGCUAUGGCACGUGGAGAUCUUGAUGGUGAUAAGGUCAGACAUGUUGUCUUGCCAGGGACUUACAUUGGUAAUCCCCGUAACAUGCAACAGUUGUACCAUGAUGCGAUGGCAGUGGUUGAGUUCUAUGGAAACCCUGAUUUAUUCAUAACAUUCAUGUGUAAUUCGUUAUGGGAGGAAAUGUCACAGGCUUUUGAUGCAAUGGUUGGCACGAAUAGUGCUGACAAGCCAAUGGUUGUGGCUAGGAUAUUUCAUAUAAAGCUCUACAUACUGAUCGAUGAUAUUAAGAGAGAAAACUACUAUGGAAAAACAAUUGCAAUCAUGUACACAGUGGAGUAUGAGAAGCGUGGCUUGCCAAACAUACAUUUGUUGGUUUGGCUCGAAGAGCCUGAUAAGUUAAGGACAACAGCUGAUGUGGAUGCAAUUAUAUCAGCAGAAAUCCCAGAUCCUGAACUUGACCCAGUGGGAUAUGAAGCUGUGGUUAAAUACAUGCUGCAUGGGCCAUGUGGUGAUUCCAAUAAAAAUGCACCAUGUAUGAGGGACAAAAAAUGCUCAAAAGUGGGUAAGUGUUCUAAACAUAUCCCCAAAGAGUUCAAUUCAGCAACCACGUUUGACAAGUCUAGUUGUGUUGCUUACAAAAGAUCGGAUUCUGGAAUCCAAGUUCAAAAGGGAAGCGCAUUUUUGGAUAAUCGUCAUGUAGUGCCAUACAACAGGAAUCUUUUGGUGCGGAUGCAAGCCUACAUCAAUGUUGAGGUGUGUCACAAAGGGAAACUCAUCAAAUACCUUUUUAAAUACGUGACAAAGGGACCCGACAUAUCAUUGGUGAUUGCUGAAGAUUCUGUUGCACCACACAACAAUCCACUAACUCAAACUGCAAGGCGCAGGGAUGAAAUCCAACAAUUCAUUGACUGCAGGUCAUUGUCAUCUUAUGAAGCUAUAUGGAGACUCAAUGAGUAUCCAAUUCAAGUUAGAAAACCAUCAGUGGUGCGGCUGGGAGUGCAUCUUGAUGGCCAGCAGAAGGUGUCAUACAAAAAACAGUCAAACGUUCGGAAUGUGUUGGGGAAUCCUAAUGCAGGGAAGACACAUCUUACAGAAUGGUUUGCCCUUAAUAGGAGAGAUCCUGAAGCAAGGAAGUUGACAUACUCACAGAUACCUAAUAAGUAUACAUGGCUUGCAGAUUGUAAAGAAUGGGAUACGUGCAAGCGCGGUUUUGCAAUCGGCAGGGUUGCAUAUGUGUCGCCAAGCAGUGGUGAUGUUUUCUUUUUGCGGAUUAUGUUGUCCAAGGUUCGUGGAGCUCUUAGCUACACUCUCCUGAGAACUGUUGCUGGUGAGGUAUGCCCUGAUUUUGAAAAGGCUUGCGAUCGGUUAGGCCUUCCGUCGGAUUCAUCGGAGUGGAUCAGAGUUUUUAAUGAAAUAGCAAGCUCCAGCAUGCCAAGAACAAUUCGAAGCACCUUUGUAUCUAUGCUUAUGUUCUGUGAAAUCUCAAGUCCUAUUGCAUUAUUUAAUGCCGCUUGGCGCCUUAUGGUAGACGAUUAUGCUUAUACCAUCAGCGGGAAUCGGCAAUCAAGAGAUCAAAACCCAACGGACGAAAGACUGCAAAAUUGGGUUCUACGGCAGCUUCAGCAAUUGCUUGGGUCUCACUCCUCGACACUCCAAGAUUUCAAUUUACCCAUUCCCAAUAACGAUGUGGUUGACGAUGGAACAAACUCACUCAUCAAUGAUCACCUUAACUUUGAUGUCGAGGAGCAGCAGCAUCUUUUAGAGAACAUGGUGCACUCGCUAAACAUGGAAAAACUCCACGUAUAUUCAUCUAUGGUAAGCUCAAUGCACAACAACAAAAUGAUGUCCCUUCUUAUACGGCCAUGGAGGAAUGGGAAUGACAUUUCUCUACAACGCAAUAACAGCCAAGCUAAGGAGUUUAUCAAAGAUAGUUGUUUUGGUUGCUUCAUCAGGAAUUGCAGCAACUCUAUUGCCUAAAGCAACCACUGCACAUUCAAGGUUUAAAAUACCUCUAACUCUUGAUGCAACAUUUACGUGUUCAAUUAAAAAAGGAACACAUCUUGCUGAAUUGCUUAUGGAAGCUUCUCUGAUUAUAUGGGACGAAGCCCCAAUGACACAUCGAAGAGCUUUCGAAGUUGUUGAUCGUAGUCUCUGCGACAUAAUGAAUGUACCUUUGAGAGGGCUGCUUUACAAACCUUUUGGAGGGAAAACAGUGCUUUUUGGCGGGGAUUUUCGACAAACCUUGCCAGUGAUCACUGAGGCUGGUCGUGAGCAAACCGUCGAUGGAUCGUUGACAUGAUCAGUCCCGUGGGAUUCUUUUAAGCAGCUAAAGUUGACAAGGAACAUGCGUAGUUCUGAAUCUAUGCCAGGUGAGAGACAGUUUCUUCAUGGCUACACAUUUGCAGAGUGGGUCUUGUCUUUGGGAGAUGGAAGACUGAAGACAGAAUCAUUCAAACCAGAUGCACCAUCAGAUUGGGUUAGAAUUCCACAAUUAUUUAUAGCGGAACAUGGGAGCGACCCCAUUGCAUCUAUUGCAAGUGAUAUUUAUGAUGGGUUUUCACAAAAUUACAAGUCCCCGUCGUACCUUGCAAAUAGAGCAAUUAUCACGCCAACAAACGCUACUGUUGUUGAACUCAAUGAAUAUAUGAUGCAAUAAGUGCCUAGCCAAAUGAAGACGUACUACAGCUUGGAUUCACUUUUGCAGUCAACAGAAACAAGUGAUUCCUUCGAUGAUUACUACCCUACAGAAUUUCUUAACACAUUGACUUUCAACGGGGUCCCAGAUCAUGAACUUGCUCUAAAAAACAAUACUUUGGUGAUGUUGCUGCGCAACUUGAAUCCAGCUCUUGGCUUAUGCAAUGACACAAGGAUUAUGAUAACAUCGUUGGGCGACAAUGUCAUAAAAGGAACCAUUUUGGGUGGUGCUAACGAUACAGAUGAGGUUAUCAUUCCAAGGAUUGUGCUUAAUGUUGAAAAUUCCAGGUGGCCAUUUGUUCUCAAAAGAUGGCAAUGUUCGCUUAUGCUAUGUUAUGACUAUAAACAAGAGUCAAGGCC